Anopheles nili is the source of this 2905-nucleotide messenger RNA. RefSeq names its product protein vav (gene Vav). NCBI's taxonomy places the organism in Eukaryota, Metazoa, Arthropoda, Insecta, Diptera, Culicidae. Gene Ontology annotation, molecular function: guanyl-nucleotide exchange factor activity; protein binding. Gene Ontology annotation, cellular component: cytoplasm. The record is from RefSeq and is a predicted model, not a curated record. The transcript has 14 exons. The coding region runs from base 1 to 2436 and encodes 811 amino acids. Gene Ontology annotation, biological process: cell migration; regulation of GTPase activity.
AUGGACACGGUCACUAACAACUCCAACACAAUGACCGAUGAGUUGUGGCGUGAUUGCGCAGCCUGGUUGACCCGCUGUAAUAUUAUUCCAAGCGAUCAUCGCGCAAACAAUUUGGAUUCAGACAUAAAAGUACUUGCAACCAUCCUCCGUGAUGGAGUUCUGCUAUGUAAUUUAGCUAAUCUUUUCGACCCAUCAUCAUUCGAUAGAAAAGAUUUCAACCGGAAGCCCCAGAUGGCUCACUUUCUUUGUAUACAAAAUAUCAAACUAUUUCUGGAAUCAUGCAAAACAAACUUCGGGAUGAGAGAAGCAGAUCUUUUUGAACCGACGAUGCUCUAUGAUUUAACCAACUUUCAUCGGGUACUUCUAACACUUUCAAAACUCUCCACCUGUAGAAAAGUGCAAACAUCUCACAACAUUCCAGGUUUCACCCCACAUUCUGUGCAAGCUGAUAGGACAAGCAUAGACGAUGAUAUCUACAAAGAUUUGCAUGCAAGCCAACAUUUGUUGGAACCUGAGUUAGGCAUUAAUAAGGAUGUAGUCUUAAUUAACGGUUCGCUUUCAUGCGUGAAACAAGUGACUCCUUUCUACGAUCAUUACAACGAAUUAACGAAUUUUCAAGACUGUUGCGGACGUGAGGAAGAAAAAAUUUAUGAAGAUCUGUGCUACGUAACAUUCUCGUCUACAUUGCCGCAGCUUGCUUCAUCAAGUAGUAAUUUGGAACAACGUGAUUUCGUUAUCAAAGAGCUUCUCGACACGGAAAAAAAUUAUCUGGAGGCAUUGAACGCACUGAAGUAUAUCUUCAUGCAACCUCUAGAGAAAUUACUUUCUAAAGAAGAACUACGUGCAAUUUUUCCUUGCAUUAAAGAGCUUGUGGAGAUUCAUAACAAGUUUCUUGAUCGAUUGCAUGAAGCUUUUUGUCCAGGCUCGAAAUUAAAACUCAGCACAACGUUCCUCGAAUUCAGAGAACCAUUUCUUAUUUAUGGAGAAUAUUGUUCUAGCAUGACGAAUGCUGUAGAAACGCUGCGAGAAGUAUGCAAAAAAUCAACCACAGUUGAACAAACCGUUUUGCAAAGUCAAAAAGAACAUAGUGAUGGAAGAUUGCAGCUACGUGAUAUUUUGUCAGUUCCAAUGCAACGAAUUUUAAAGUAUCAUUUAUUAUUAGAUAAACUUGUACAAGAAACGGUGCCAACACAUGACGAUUUUCGUGGACUUGAAAGAGCCAAAGAAGCGAUGGUAGACGUUGCGCAGUAUUCCAAUGAAGUAAAACGUGAUUCAGAACAUCUUAUAGUAAUACAAAAAGUAAAAGAAAGUAUCACAGAUUUAAAUCUUCCUAACGGUAAUAAUCUGGAACAGUAUGGUAGAUUACUCUUGGAUGGUGAUCUUAAUAUUAAAGCUCACGAAGAUCAAAAGAUGAAGCAUCGGUAUGCAUUUGUCUUUGAAAAAGUCAUGAUACUAGUGAAAAAUUCCAAUACCAAAAUUGGGGAGGCUCAAUAUUCUUUUCGAGAGGCUCAUAAUUUACUUGAAUACAGGAUAGAAAUUUUAAACUCGCGCCGCACUUUAGGUCGAGAUGGACGUUUGAAGUAUUCAUUGUUAUUAGCUCGCAAGACACAAGCAACAGCAUUCACACUCUACAUGAAAACGGAAGAAGAACGAGAAAAAUGGAAAAGAGCGUUUGAAACAGCCAUGGAGACAUUAGAACCCGUAGGAUGCAAGAAUACCGAUCAUAAAUUUACGAUUCACACUUUCGAUGCACCUGUCAUAUGCCGACAUUGUUCUAAGUUUUUGAAGGGAAAAAUACAUCAAGGCUACCGUUGUAAGGUCUGCGAAAUCAUCGUACAUAGAGGUUGCAUUUCAUCGACUGGUCGAUGUAAACAACUGCAGCAGACGCCUCCCCCAGUGUGUGAUCGAUUACUUUCAGAAUUCAAUUGGUUUGUCGGUACAAUGAAUCGGGACUCUGCUACGCAGCGGCUAGAGAACAAGAAGAUAGGAACCUAUCUCCUUCGAGUCCGUCCGCAAGGUGCCUCGCAUGAAAAUGAAACUAUAUACGCGCUAAGUCUGAAAACUGACAAAAAUAUUAUCAAACACAUGAAAAUUUAUCAAAAAAAAGAGUCGCAGAGCAUAUUUUACUUCCUUUCAACGAGGAGAUAUUUUAAAACUAUCAUUGAGCUCGUGUCAUUUUAUGAGCGGAAUGAUUUAGGCGAAAAUUUUGCUGGGUUAAAUCAACUUCUUCAAUGGCCUUUCAAAGAGGAGAUUGUUACAGCUAUAUACGAUUUUGCGCCAAAUGAGCUCAACCAGUUGCCGAUGCGUCAAGGAUGCCAAGUAAUUGUGAUCGGCAAAGAAGGCGAUAGUAAAGGCUGGUGGCGUGGAAAAACUUUGGAAAAGGUGGGAUUUUUCCCUAAGGAAUAUGUUCGACCCGCCGUUAUAGGGGAGACUUGAAUUGUCGAAACAAGUAAUUAGAACUUUCGUAAAUACGCUCGAAAAAGAAUAGAUUAACUAUUAAAUCUGUUACAUAAUCCACUCGAAUGUGGAACAUGUGUGUUUGUGUAUAUAUUUUUUUACGAAAAGCCAUGGAGUAUAUUGGUCAAUGUUAAUUAUAGAUUUCUCACAGUGACGAAUUGCUCGUUAUGUUUUUUGGCCAAUUUUAAAAGGAUUCGUGGAAGUAGUAUCAUAAAUUCAAAUUAAACAUUACAAAAACACAAAAGGUGUGCUAUGAAGACUAUAACUAUAAUAUGUUAUUCAUUGCGUAUGCAUGUUACCUUUUCUGUAUUUGAUAUGAAAAUAUGGUUUAUGCUUUAUGCGAAUCAUUCGUAAAUAUUGAAUUGUGAGUGAACCCUAAAGCAAAAUUUCGAGGUAGAACAUUGACUAUAUUUGUAACGUAUAGGAUGAAACUUACAGGAAAAAUAAA